Messenger RNA from Penicillium roqueforti, 2841 nucleotides. RefSeq lists its product as uncharacterized. Gene Ontology annotation, biological process: nucleotide-excision repair; mismatch repair. Gene Ontology annotation, molecular function: damaged DNA binding; single-stranded DNA binding. Lineage: Eukaryota; Fungi; Ascomycota; Eurotiomycetes; Eurotiales; Aspergillaceae. Gene Ontology annotation, cellular component: nucleotide-excision repair factor 2 complex; nucleus; cytoplasm. The record is from RefSeq and is a predicted model, not a curated record. The transcript is spliced from 4 exons. Bases 1 to 2841 code for a protein of 946 amino acids.
AUGGUACGCCAAAUACUAGCUCGUUCCUCAAGGAGCCGGGUGACGCCCGCCCGUCAACCGAAGCGUCAGAGACAGGCAGACGAUCAUGCUCCAGAUAUCUAUCAAGAACUGUUGGAGGAGGCCGAAGAUAGAAAUCCUGGUCAAUAUGAUUCGGACAGACCAAUCAAAAGGCACAAGGCCGGAGAUAGGAAAGCUAUCCCUGUGGGAUUAGGGGCUUCGGAACAAACACACCAGGGCUCAGAAAAAAACCAACAUAGCACCCAACUAGUGCAAACUGCUUACGAUUCAUCGACAUCAGAAGAAUCAGACGUUGAUUGGGAAGACGUUGAAUUACAGCAACCGCCUCAGACUUUGUGGAAUGAAAAUUUUGUGCCUCAAGGCGACGACGAGGUGCUCCAGAUCACCCUAGAGCAGGAGCCCGAGAAGCACAAAAAAAUGAUCCAAAGAAGGAAGCCCUUAACUGGAGCCGAGAGAAAAACCAGAUUGGAUGUGCACAAAUCUCAUAUCCUUUGCCUUCUUGGUCACGUCCAGUUGCGCAACAUGUGGUGCAACGAUGAGGAAUUACAGGAAUUCCUAAGGAAGACACUGCCUAAGAAAGUAGUGGCGCUUCUGCAUCCAAAUGAGAAUAAACCACAUUACAACAGAUCUACCACGUUUAUGGACGGCCUCAACCAGGCUGCAGAUGCCUUCACACGCAGAUUUAAGGUUACUAAACCAGGAAUGAAACGGGCCCACUGGGCGGAAGAUGAAUAUCAAUUGAAGCAGAAAUUGGAGUCAAUCAUGUCGAAUGCUGAAGUGUUUCUAUCCAAAGGAGAUUUUCGAACCCAAGCGAAGACAAUGGAAGGCUCCCGAGACUUUGGGGCUCAGCUAUUCUGUGCCCUAUUGCGGUCUGUAGCCGUAGAGGCGAGACUUGUUUGCUCAUUGCAACCGUUGCCAUUUUCUGGCACUUUGAAAGACAUGACGCCGUCUAAACCAAAGCAUCCAUAUAUUGUGAUAUCCUCAGACGAUCAUGGCUCCUCAGCAGAUGAACGAAAUAAGGAUGAAAAACCACCUGCAGCUUCGAGGCCUCGACGGAUUGGACAGCCUAGAUUCACACCCUCGCGCCCCCCCCAACCAAAAUUCCAUUCAGAUCCGAUUGCAACAUCGCGAGACUCGCCAUUUCCGGUAUUUUGGGUGGAAGCUUUCAACGAAGCUGCGCAGAAAUGGGUUUCAAUUGACCCCAUCGUAACAAAAUCCCUUGCUAAACCUUCGAAGUUUGAACCACCUGCGAGUGAUUCAUUGAAUUUGAUGAAUUAUGUGGUUGGUUUCGAGGACGACGCUUCCGCAAGAGAUGUCACUCGUCGCUAUGUAAAAGCAUUUAAUGCAAAGACGCGGAAACUGCGCGUGGAAUCGACACGGAGCGGCGAGGAGUGGUGGAAUAAAGCGCUAAAGGCUUAUGAAAAGCCCUUCUUCGAGGAUCGGGAUGCGGCAGAGAUUAGUGAACUAACAUCCAAAUCAGCAGCUGAGCCCAUGCCACGCAAUAUCCAGGACUUCAAGGACCACCCUAUCUAUGCGCUCGAGCGACACGUUCGUCGCAAUGAAGUGAUCCAUCCCAAACGCAUCAUUGGGCACGUGGGGUUGGGAAAAAGCGUAUCGCGGAGUGAGACAUCAGAACCCGUUUAUCGUCGAGCUGACCUGCAUAUUGUGCGAAGCUCCGAUAAAUGGUAUCGCCUUGGGCGGGACGUUAGAGUUGGCGAGCAGCCUCUCAAGCGUGUUGCUGUAAGUCGAAAUAAAGCCGGGAGCUUGAGUGACGAUGAAGAUGAAAACGAGUCUCAAGAGACUACACUAUACGCCGAGUUCCAGACGGAAAUCUACGUUCCACCACCAGUAGUCCAGGGGAGAAUCCCGAAGAACGCAUAUGGGAACCUCGAUGUCUAUGUGCCUAGUAUGGUUCCGUCUGGCGGAGUUCACAUCAAGCGGCGGGAGGCAGUUCGAGCUGCUCGAAUUCUUGGCAUUGACUAUGCCGACGCAGUCACUGGAUUUGACUUUAGAGGCCGUCGAGGCACGGCUGUAUUCGGGGGAAUUGUUAUUGCCGUCGAAUACCAAGAAGCGCUUGAGGAAGUUUUGCGGGGUCUGGAAGAUGAGAGGCGGCAUGCUGCACUGGAGGCAAGAACUGCGGAGGCUCUGCGAUUCUGGCGGCUCUUUUUGGUGAAACUUAGGAUCGCAGAAAGAGUCAAGGAAUAUGCUAGCGAUAACGAAGAACAACAGCUCGAAGGUAUCGAAGACGAAAUGGAUGUUGAAGAUGCUGGUGGUGGUUUCUUUCCUGAACCAGACCAACCAGCCAAUAGCCCGUCUCUGAAAGUCCUGGGAAAGGGCAAAAUGGUACAUGACCAGAAUUUUCCCGAAGAAUACACGGAACCAGAGAUGGAACCGUCAUUGCACGAGGAGGAUUAUAUUCUUGGAGGCGGGUUUCUGCCCGAUGAUCAUGACCCAGCUCCGAACCCAGUGGAACCCCCCAAGCCUGCGCCUUUGGCCGUAAACCCGACAUCGAUUCCUGAGAUUAUUGCCAGGAAAAAAGCAUUGAAGACCCCUCGCUACUCACUGGUGGUUGUCCCAAACCACGGCUUAAACUCGACAUCCGUAUCCGGAGUCCUCGCAGGAUCAUCUGACAAUGUUCCUAUCGCAGUGGAUUCAUCCACAAAUGGUGGCUCCAAAUCCGCAAGUGUGGUCACUAUCUCCCGGCCACCGUCACCAGUGCCCAAUUAUGAUUCUGAUAGCGAGAUCGAGAAGGGUUCCUUGCUUUCUGAGGACCCUGAAGAUGAGGAUGCAAUUCCCGAAUGGCUGAUGUCUGAUGAGGACUAG